Messenger RNA from Teleopsis dalmanni, 1734 nucleotides. Its product is annotated as thiamine transporter 1. Gene Ontology annotation, molecular function: vitamin transmembrane transporter activity. Bases 298 to 1665 code for a protein of 455 amino acids. Gene Ontology annotation, cellular component: plasma membrane. The record is from RefSeq and is a predicted model, not a curated record. Gene Ontology annotation, biological process: vitamin transport; transmembrane transport. Lineage: Eukaryota; Metazoa; Arthropoda; Insecta; Diptera; Diopsidae. The transcript is spliced from 7 exons.
UAAUAUCGGACCUGCUUUACUCCAAUAACGAAUUUUGCCUCGAGCUUUUUAAAGAAAGCUUUAAAAAGCUUCACUCAAACUGAAAACGAAAAUAAACCAUAAAACACACACAAUACAACUGUCAAAUAUUAAAAACAUAUGAAUCGAGUAUCAGUCAAGUGUGUCUAAGGCGCAUCCAAGAAUUAUCUAACGUUUGCAGUUAAAAAAUAUAAAGUUUAUCAAUAGAUUUUAGUUUUUAGCAAUAAUUUGAGUAGAUCGGUUGGAUUGUGCUUUUUGCAAUCGUAUCAAGUUUAAGUUAUGAAAGAAUGGCUAAAAAUUUCUUGUUUACUGUGUGUUUUUGGGUUUAUAAGAGAAUUGCGUCCGUCCGAGCCAUACAUAACAGAAUUUUUAUUGGGAGAAUGGCGUAACGUAACACAAGAUCAGGUAAACCGUGAAGUUUAUCCUGUGGGUACUUAUUCCUAUCUAGCACAACAGGUUAUUGUGUUUCUUAUUACUGAUUUUUUGAGAUAUAAACCACUAAUUAUAACAAUUGGCGUCACCGGUAUUAUAAUAUGGAGUAUGCUUAUUUGGACAACCUCAUUGGAGGCACUACAAAUAUUAGAAUUUUUCUACGGUACUUAUAUGGCAUCGGAAGUAGCUUAUUACACUUAUAUAUAUGCAAAAGUAGACAAAAAGUACUAUCCACGCGUAACCUCCCAUACAAGAGCUGCAAUGUUUGCGGGAAAGUUGGUAGCUGGUAUAUCUGCACAACUUUUAAUUAACUUCGAAUUAAUGAACUACAAAGAACUUAACUACAUAACACUUGCAACUCAAAUAAUUGCUACAGUUUGGGCUUUCGGGUUGCCGAAAGUGGAAAGAAGUUUAUACUUUCACCGUAAGGAAGAGAAAAUUGAAGACAAAAUUAAAUCUGUUACAGACAAUUAUGAUAAUUACAGUAACAGCAUCGAUAGCAGGGAAUUGGAGGACACGAAAUCGCAAGGAAGCAAUAUCAGCGAAAGGCAGAGUUUAAUAUCACCAACACGGUUACUGUGGCAGCAUUUUUAUAAUGCCUAUACAAAUAUAAAAGUUUUGCAGUGGAGUUUGUGGUACGCGAUGGGAUUUUGCGGUUAUUUUCAAGUUAUAUCCUACGUACAGGUUUUGUGGAAAGAUAUAGAACCUGAACCUUCGAUUGCUUGGAAUGGUGCGGUAGAUGCAGUUUUAACAGCAUUCGCAGCACUAACAGCUUUAGCUGCAGGAUAUAUACAUGCCGGCCGUUUUAAGCCCCGUGCAAGUCUUCUGCUGCUAGCGUUAUUAUCUGCAUUGGAAGGUGGCGCCAUAUUAAUGUGCUGUUUAACGCAAAAUAUCUAUAUAUCUUACGUGGGUUUUAUUAUAUUUGGAGUAUUGUACGCGUUUACUAUUACUGUAGCAAGUGCUGAAGUUGCUCGCUAUUUGGAAGAAGAUAGUUAUGGAUUGGUAUUCGGAAUAAAUACAUUUAUAGCUUUGUUACUACAAACUAUUCUAACAAUAGUAGUAGUAUCUGAAUCUGGAUUCGCACUUAGCGCUAAAGGUCAAUACACUGUUUAUGGUACAUAUUUUAUAACUGUUGGCAUUAUAUAUUUUGUAUCUGUUAUAGUUGAAUUUGGUUUAAGCAUAAAUAAACAAAAGAGUGAUAACGAACUUUUAUGACAUUUAGAAAAUGCACAACAAAAUAAUUAUUAAUAUGUACUUAGUAUAUAAUAAAUAUAGUGUAGUGUA